AUGAAGAUCGGUACUCAUGAUGGCGUCUUUCAUUGCGAUGAGGUUUUCGCUUGUUACAUGCUCCGUUUACUACCUGAAUACAAAGAUGCUGAGAUCAUUAGAACCAGGGAUCCAGAAAAGCUCAAAGAAUGUGACAUAGUUGUGGAUGUUGGCGCAGAGUUUGACCAUGCGAAGAAGAGAUAUGAUCACCACCAAAGAGAAUUCAAUGAGACCUUAAGUUCUUUGCGACCUGAAUUGGGUGAUAAAUUUAAAAUCAAAUUAAGCUCAGCGGGCCUUAUUUAUACAUAUUAUGGUGAAAGAAUCAUUCAAGAAUUAGCACCUAAAGGUUUUUGUCUCGACAAAGACAAUCUAAGACUUAUUUACAAAAAAGUAUAUGAAUUUCUAAUUGAAGAAAUGGAUGCAAUAGAUAAUGGUGUUCCCAUGACAGAAGAGGAACCAAAAUAUAAGAUUCACACUCAUUUGAGUGCUAGGAUUCAUCGGCUAAAUCCUGAGUGGAACUCGUCUUUAGAGAAAAACGUAGAUGAGAAAUUUUAUGCAGCUCUUACUUUAGUGAGUGAGGAAUUUAUGUAUAUGGUUAAUUAUUUCAUGUCGAUUUGGCUGCCAGCCAGGCAGUGUGUGCUUUCGGCUAUAGAAGAGAGAUUUGAAGUACAUGAAUCUGGACAAAUAGUUGAAUUUAAAGAUCGUUUCCCAUGGAAAUCACAUCUACAUGAUAUAGAAGAAGAUUUGGGAAUUAAAAAUGAAAUUAAAUAUGUUGUGUUUCAAGAUAAACCUGAUUCAUACAGAGUUCAGGCUGUUCCUGUUACCCCUAGCAGUUUUAUAACAAGAAAACCACUCUCAAAGAAAUGGUGGGGAGUUCGAGACGAAUUACUUAGUGAUGUCGCUGGAAUACCAAAUUGCAUCUUCUGUCAUGCCACGGGUUUCAUUGGCGGUAAUAAAACGAGGGAUGGAGCAUUACAAAUGGCUUUAAUAAGCCUGAAAUCAAAUGAUGUUAUGCAUAAUAAUGAUGCAUAA
Danaus chrysippus (African queen) is the source of this 1011-nucleotide messenger RNA. The record is from the annotation of a GenBank genome assembly. NCBI's taxonomy places the organism in Eukaryota, Metazoa, Arthropoda, Insecta, Lepidoptera, Nymphalidae.